Neohortaea acidophila is the source of this 384-nucleotide messenger RNA. RefSeq lists its product as uncharacterized. The transcript has 2 exons. The record is from RefSeq and is a predicted model, not a curated record. The coding region runs from base 1 to 384 and encodes 127 amino acids. NCBI's taxonomy places the organism in Eukaryota, Fungi, Ascomycota, Dothideomycetes, Mycosphaerellales, Teratosphaeriaceae.
AUGUCAUCCAACCAGACCUGGGCGGACCGUCGAGCACUCUUCCAGAAGGGGAAAGAGCUCCACGAACCCGUCAGUCCCACCGGCCGCAAGUUCUCCGACACACCAGCCGUGUCGGCCGAAGCGAGGAGGCUGAGCAACAGCGGCGAGACGAAGCCUGACGUCGCCGCUGCCGCUGCCACUAGCACAGCAGGUCGCAGAAGGUCUUCCGCCAGCUCGGGCGGCAUGUUCAACAACCUUACCAACAUGAAGCGGGGAAGUCAAGACUACGGCGACCGUCGAACCAGCCAACAAGAGAUGAUGGGAUCCAGCGGCGGCAUCGUGUCGGGCUGGUUCAACCAGACGUUCAAGGGGUACCAGAAGCCGGCCGACGGCUCUCAGAAGUGA